Molecule: messenger RNA, 1188 nt
Organism: Tricharina praecox
Lineage: Eukaryota; Fungi; Ascomycota; Pezizomycetes; Pezizales; Pyronemataceae
Product: NAD binding Rossmann fold oxidoreductase
Exons: 3
Coding region: 1-1188 (395 amino acids)
Molecular function (GO): nucleotide binding
Source: RefSeq, a predicted model, not a curated record
AUGGCGAUGGCACUGCAGCUCUCGACGUUCGUAACCCAAUACCUCGCAUCAGGCACGCACACCAACCCGACCAAAUCCACGAACGCCCUCCGCAUGGGCAUCCUGUCGACGGCGAUGAUCAACCCCGCGGCACUGAUCCACCCAGCGGAAACCCACGGUGGUGUAGUGAUCCACGGCGUCGCCUCUCGCGACCUAUCCAGCGCGGAGUCCUACGCAAAGAAGUACUCCAUCCCGCACGCGUACGGCAGCUACUCUGCGCUGCUGUCCGAUCCAGCGAUCGAGGCGGUUUACAUCUCGCUGCCGAACGGGAUGCACUGCGAGUGGGCGGUGAGAGCGCUCGAGGCCGGGAAGCACGUACUGCUCGAGAAGCCGGUGGCCGCGAAUGCAGACGAGGCGAGGGUGGUCUUUGAGACGGCACGCAGGUGUGAAAGGGUCUGUGUAGAGGCGUUUCAUUGGAGGUUUCAUCCGGCUGCGCAUGUCGUCGAUGCAAUUGUUGCGAGUGGAAGGUACGGUGAGGUCAGGAAGACGAGCGCAAGGAUGACUACGCCAUCCGGAAGCCUGCCUAUGAGUGAUAUCAGGUGGAAUUAUGAGCUUGCUGGAGGUGCACUGAUGGACAUGACGUACGUCCUCUCGUCGACGCGGUACUUCCUGCACCAGCCGCAGCUCGACGAAGUGCUCGAAGCGACUUCCGUGCCCUCUCCCGAAGACAGCCGGGUAGACCAAUCGACGACUGCGACGCUGCGGUUCAGCAGCAGCCUCUCCAGCACCCCCAUCACAUCCACGAUCUACGCCGACAUGGCCCGCAGCAACAGCUUCUGGGUGAUCCCGCGGCUCUGGGAGCUCCCCUCGAUCUCCAUCGAGUGCGAGGAAGCUACCAUCUACUUCUACAACUUCAUGAUGCCGCAUCUGUACCACUACAUCGCCAUCACGGAUAAGGCGGGAAAUACUAGCUACCAGAAACACUACUGCUUUGGUCCCAAGUGGGGUGUCAGGGGAGAGAGCUGGUGGAGCACCUAUCGAUACCAGCUCGAGGCUUUUGUCGAUAAGGUGCAGGGAAGGGAGCCGGUUUGUUGGGUCGACCCAGAGGAUAGUGUGCAGCAAAUGGAGGCGAUCGAUAAGGUAUACGAGGCAACCGGGUUGGGGAAGAGGAAAGGGACCCAGGAGCUUGUGGGUAGUGGGGAGGAAUAG